Penicillium expansum is the source of this 318-nucleotide messenger RNA. RefSeq lists its product as uncharacterized. The coding region runs from base 1 to 318 and encodes 105 amino acids. NCBI's taxonomy places the organism in Eukaryota, Fungi, Ascomycota, Eurotiomycetes, Eurotiales, Aspergillaceae. The transcript has 2 exons. The record is from RefSeq and is a predicted model, not a curated record.
AUGGCUCGAACCAAAUCCCCCUCGAAGGCUGGAAAAAGCCCAUCCAAGCCAAAGGAACCCAAAGAAUCCGAUGUGAAAAGGCAGCUGCUGUUCCUGUGGGCCUGUCACAAGCUCUCAGAUGUUCAGGUUGACAUCCCAGCCGUCGCCAAACACUUUGGCAUCAAGAACAAUGCUGCUCGAAUGAGAUUCGAACGCCUGAAGAAGAGCCUUGACAAAAUGGAAGCUUCCGCCAAACAUGAUGAUGACCACAAGCCUCAGAGCAAAGAGCAGACUGACGAGGCCAAUACGGAGGACGAGGGCGAUGCCAUGAGUGAUUAA